Molecule: messenger RNA, 2318 nt
Organism: Lolium perenne
Lineage: Eukaryota; Viridiplantae; Streptophyta; Magnoliopsida; Poales; Poaceae
Product: cysteine-rich receptor-like protein kinase 6
Biological process (GO): protein phosphorylation
Cellular component (GO): plasma membrane
Molecular function (GO): protein serine/threonine kinase activity; ATP binding
Source: RefSeq, a predicted model, not a curated record
CACAUACCCUCACACACCCCAUCAAACAAACGCCCAGGCAAACACCAUGGCCUCGCACCACCGCGGGUGCGGUCACCUCGUCCCCGCUGCGACCGUCCUCCUUGCCUUCAUCCUCACGCCACUAUCAGCCGGCGAUCAUCUCGGCCAUUUCUGCGGCAACAGUGGCAACUUCACCGCGAGCAGCACUUACCAGGUCAACAUCCGGCUCCUCAACGCCACUCUCCCCAAGAACGCCUCCUCCUCACGGAAUCUAUUCGCGACCGGCACCAUCGGCACCCUUCCGGACAUCGUCUACGCGCUCGCUCUCUGCCGCGGCGACACGAGCGGCGCCAACUGCAGCGAAUGUGUCGCCACCGCCUUCCAGGACGCGCAGCAGCUCUGCCCGUACAACAGGGACGCCACCGUCUUCUACGACCCCUGCGCGCUCCGCUUCUCCAACCAGAACUUCCUAUCCUCCACUGACGACGGCGGCAACGCCCUCAUCCUCAUGAGCACACGGAACGCAUCCGCGCCGGCCAAGGUGUUCGACGCCGCGGUGGGCGCCCUCAUAAACGCCACCGCCGACUACGCGGCCGCGAACUCAUCCAGACGGUUCGGCACAGGAGAGGAGGAAUUCGGGAACUUGGACAAGAUAAACCCAAAGAUCUACGGGCUGGCGCAGUGCACGCCGGACAUGGCCCCGGCCGAUUGCCGGGCCUGCCUCCAGGGUAUCAUCGCGAUGAUGCCAAACUAUUUCAGCGGAGUGUCGGGUGGCCGGGUUAUAAGAUUGCGGUGCAAUUACAGGUAUGAGCAGUAUCCUUUCUUCAACGGGACUUCGCUGCUGCAGCUCCCGGAGCCAUCUCCAGAUUUAGCGCCAUCACCAGCUCCAGCGAACAUGACGCCACUGCCAGCCAGAGGAGGAAGCAAAAGCAAUGCAGCUGCUAGAAUUUUAGCCAUUACACUGCCGAUAGUCGGUGCAAUACUCGCUUCUGUUGUCAUUUUCCUUUGUCUGUGGACGAAAAAGAGCAAACCGGUACGAAAGGCAUCAGUAUCAUAUCCAACCAAUCCCGAGGACAUAGAGAGUAUUGAAUCACUCUUUCUAGAUCUAUCAACUCUGAGAGCCGCGACAGAUAACUUUGAUGAACGCAAUAAACUUGGUGAAGGAGGGUUUGGUAUUGUUUAUAAGGGAAUACUUCCUGGCGAUGAAGAAGUAGCAGUUAAAAGGCUAUCACAAAGUUCUCGGCAAGGGAUAGAGGAGCUGAAAAAUGAGCUUGUUUUGGUUGCUAAGCUUCAACACAAGAAUUUAGUGAGACUUGUAGGUGUUUGCUUGGAAGAACAUGAAAAAUUACUUGUGUAUGAGUACAUGGCCAACAAAAGCCUUGACACCAUUCUUUUUGAUCCUGAUAGGAGCUGUCAGCUGGACUGGGGAACGAGAUUUAGGAUAGUUAACGGGAUUGCUCGAGGAUUACAAUAUCUCCAUGAAGAUUCUCUGCUGAAGAUAAUUCACCGGGACCUCAAAGCGAGCAAUGUUCUGUUAGAUUCAGAAUUUAUUCCUAAGAUUUCAGAUUUUGGCUUAGCAAGGCUCUUUGCAAGUGAUCAAUCACAAGAUGUCACCAACCGUGUGGUCGGAACCUACGGAUACAUCUCCCCUGAGUACGCUAUGCGUGGGGCUUAUUCUAUCAAAUCCGAUGUGUUCAGCUUCGGCGUUUUGAUUUUAGAAAUCGUUACAGGAAGAAGAAACAAUGUCUCAUAUGACUCCGAGCAGUCUAUAGAUCUCUUAAGUUUGGUAUGGGAGCACUGGACAAUGGGAACAAUUUUAGAGAUCAUGGAUUUAUCCAUGAUCUGCCAUUCUCCUGGAGACCAGAUGCUGAAGUGCAUGCACAUUGGACUUCUAUGUGUUCAAGAAAACCCCGCAGAUAGACCGUUGAUGUCGCUUGUGACUGUCAUGCUUUGCAGCAGCACUGUGUCUCUCCAAGCUCCAUCCAGGCCAGCUUUCUGCACCGUAAAAAGUGGCGCUAAUGACUCAGACACUCACACGGAGCAAUACCGAGGAAAUUCACAGUCUACAAGCCGGUCACCUAUGUCACCGAACGAAGUUUCGAUCACUGAACUUGAGCCGAGAUAAAUCCGAGUUCAUUCUCCAUCCCUGCCAAAAAAUAUAUAGCGAUUUUUGAUGUAGGGAUAGGCCUUACUUCAUAAUUCAUAUGUAUUAUUUGCUCACCACCGUGGUGGAAGAUAAUUUUACUCGGCAAUGAAAGAAUACACCAGUGUAACUAUAUAUUGGGGUUGUGUACUAUUCGGGUGACUUAACAUUAUUCAUGCAUAAGCCACAUUCUUUA